AAACAUAUUACUCCUUUGAUAGUGAAAUUCGACAAACCAGUACUCGCAAAACCCUAAUUCCCAAACCCCAGCGGCAAUGGCCGACGUCAAAACAGUUGAUGAAGGAGGCGAAUUCCCCGAAAAACGCAAGCUCGAUCUCCAAAAUUCCGUUAAGAAAGCCCUAGAUGAUUCAAAGGACACUGAUGAUUCGAGUAAGAGGCAGAAAAUCGAAGUUCCCAUCGGCAAAAACGGCUCCGUUCCACUUGUCGCUGGUGAAAAUGCAGCGAAAUCGGAGGAACAUGUGAAUACCGUUGCUGCUGCUGCGGAGGAAGAUGAGGACGACGAUGAAGACGAAGAAGACUACAAUGCCGAUCAAGACGAAGAUGCAGACGAGAAUGCGAACGGGGAAGCCGCCAAUGUCGACAGAAAAGGGAAGGGGAUUAUGGUGGACAGGAAAGGGAAGGGCAAAAUGAUUGAAGACUCCGACAACGAGGAUUCCGACGGCCAUGUAGAUGAUGAUGACGACUCGAGUGAUGAUUCCGACAGUGAUUUCUCCGAUGGACUUGAUGAGAGUGAUCUGGAGGAUGACCCGCUUGCGGAGGUUGAUUUGGACAACAUUUUGCCGUCGAGGACCAGGCGGAGUCGAGCGCAACCUGGGGUCCGGAUUUCCAAUGAUCAUGACAAGGGUAACGAUGCGUGAUCGGAAUUUUUUUGAUGUUAGGUGAAAAGAUUGUGGGAAGUGUAGCUUUAAUUUGACAUUGUGCUGUGCUAUGAUUUUCUUUAAGUUUGGACAAGGGAGCCCAUUAUUGUACCUGUUCAGACGUUCCUUUCAUCAAUUAAUGGGAUUUUUCCUUA
This is a messenger RNA of Salvia miltiorrhiza (redroot sage), 834 nucleotides long. RefSeq lists its product as uncharacterized. Bases 77 to 679 code for a protein of 200 amino acids. NCBI's taxonomy places the organism in Eukaryota, Viridiplantae, Streptophyta, Magnoliopsida, Lamiales, Lamiaceae. The record is from RefSeq and is a predicted model, not a curated record. The transcript has a single exon.